Messenger RNA from Lingula anatina, 2976 nucleotides. Its product is annotated as transmembrane protein 232. Lineage: Eukaryota; Metazoa; Brachiopoda; Lingulata; Lingulida; Lingulidae. The record is from RefSeq and is a predicted model, not a curated record.
CCGGUGUUCCCAUGGAGAAAAUGCCACUAUGGUGGACGAAAACUAGCUAUUUUCCAAUAGGAGAGAUUGUUUCUAUAAUAUAACCACUUUUUGUGUGGAUAAAAGACAUUCAAAUAAAAAAGUAAUUGAUACAGACGUGUCUUCCCAAGUUGUAAGUUUUAAGACUUCAGACUUUCUAAUAUUUAUCAGAUAUAAUCAGAUACUAAGAUGCCUAUUACCAAGGUACCAAUAGUUCACAAAUUUGGGAUUAUUUCUCACAGUCAGAGGUUAGAGUUACAGGAGAGAUUAUUGAAGCAGUCAUACCUACAAAGUGUUGCUUCAAGAAAAACAGCUUUGACAUCAAGAAAUCCAUUGGAAGUGACUGAAGAGUUUGUUCAACAAUACAACAAUGCAAAGACAUUUGAUGAAAAGGAAAAACUGGAAGGCAUUGCAUCGAAAAUGAUAGAAAGAGUUAAGCGUAGAGCAGGGCUGCGUUCUGGAGGUAUAGGCAGUCAUGUUGACCUGCCCAUUGCGUGGACUGAGCUAUCUCAACUAGCACAAUGCAAGGGGAAAGUACAGGAAGAGUGUUUGGAUGUGCUGCUCACCUCCCUGGACCAAGCUCCCUUAAAUAAAAGCCAGAUUCCAGCCCUGUUCUUUCUUGCAGAGACAUGUUUAUAUUGGUUGCGCACAGAUUCUGUAAACCAGCCAUAUUUACGGACGGGAGAGAUCAAACUCUUGAAGAUGGGUCAGUUGGUUUUCAUGAGGUUGUUCUACCACCACAUGGCAGGCCAGCUUAAAGGUCACGUCCAGUAUAAAAGCAGGCUUUUCACCUACUUAGAUGGUCUCCCAGAGUGCCAGGAUGCUUAUAACCCCUAUCCAAACGCCCUUCUGUCUUUACGGUAUGUGAUAGAGGUAGGCAAGAUACUGGUAUCUGAUGUUCUGCUGGAUUCUGGUGAGAUCAAGGAAGGGGACAACAUACCAACUGCAGAUUCAGAAGAGUUAUUUCCUGAGACAACAGUGAAGUAUGAUGCGACAAAGAGAGGACAGUCAGCCCACAGUGGGGCUAUUAGUUCCAGUGUCCAUGAGCUUAGUCCCACUCUGUGGCAUGCACUAGAUGUGUACAGGUGCACAAAUCAAGUCAGUGGGGGACUUAAAGAGGCACUCAUGGCCCUGAGUCACUGUGGAAAAGGACUUGCCAAAGAAAAUUGGGUGGAUGGUGCUUGUGCACUAGGUAUACUAGCAGAGGCAGCUAAGACCAACCUAAGCUCACUGAAAGUUCUCCAAAGCUUGGCCCAGGGUGUGCCUAGUAGAACACCUCAUACACCCGACAUGCAUGAAACUUUAAAAGAUAUUAACACAGGAGCAGUAGCUUCAGAAGACAUCAAAGAGGAAAGUCACACCAAUGUCAAGGACACCCAGAGUUUCUGGAGUGAUUCUCAAGACAGGACAGUUUACCUGGCAGAAGGCACGCACACACACUCUGAACACAGUGGUUCAAACACACAACAGGAAAUCCUACAGGAUCAGGAGUUGCAGAAUCUAGAACAACAACCACAAGAAGAUGAUGGUAAAGAUUUUGAAAAAGAUACUAGAAGGUUAUCCAAAGAAGGGACACAAACUUCUAGGAAAUUUACACGAGAGUCUCAAAGGUCAAAAUUGACCCGGGAUCAAAUGGAUACUGAUAUGACUGGGAAGAGAGCAACCUUUGGAACAGAGGAAGAUAGAAUGUCUCAAGCUAGUAGUGUUCAAACCUUUACAAAUAUGCCAUAUCCAGACACACCUGGUUUGAAUGGCUGGCAUUGGGAGGUAGCCAUCACAUACACUGACAUCCUGUCCGACAUCUGUCUCCAUGGUAAGACAUCUAACAUCCAGAAGGUGGCACUGAUGGGUCAUCACAAUGAUGUCAAUGAAAUGACCUGUCAGACAGUCACACAGCACCCACUGGACAGUGCAGGGUUACUGGAUAUGGCUUAUUUUCAUGCUCCUGGUGAGACUGCAGAUGGAGGUCCUAAUGACUGGAGUUGGCGUAUUCGAUAUGGUGCAAUUCAAGGUCUAGUCAAGCUGUGUCGCUGCUGUGCUGAAGACAAGAACAGGGAAGGUCUAAGAACAGUGGCAUGGAACACCUUGCUUCGAGUCCGAUGUCUGGAGAAAGAUGAAAGAGUUCUAGAAGCACUUAAAGUUGGACAGGUGGAUGCCAACAUAGAAAACUUGCUUAAACAGCAUAUGUCAAUAACACCGAGCACAAUAGGUGCCAAAAUUGCUGUUGGUUUGUCCAAGAUUUACCUGCCACCUCUUCCACCACCUGUUGACCCUCCUCCACAACCCAAAACCAGUCGCAGGCCACAAGUUAUUGUGCCGAAACCAAAGCCAGCAAAGAAGGAACCUCUACGAACAACAUUAAAGGAAGAGUUGCAGCUUGCUACAGCUCUUUAUGAACCACCACUGGAUUUCAAUACUCGCACAAGUUUUGACUUAAAGAGAAUAGUUGAGGAUCAGUGGCGUAAAGAACUACAUCAACAGCAAGAAGAAGAAGAAGCUCAAAGGUUGAAGGAUUUGGGUGAAAAGCAGAAACAGUUGGAAAAAGAGCAAAAAGAGACAGAAGAAAAGAAGGCACUUAAGUUUAAGAAAAAGUGUCAGGUGGACCAUCCUAAGAAACAGGCUGAUGGCGAUAAUGAAAGUGAUAAUAGUAAUCAAACAAUACAGAACUUACAUGUCAACGAAAAUGCCCCAGUGUCAGAGUCAAAUUGAAUUUAUGCUACAUGUGCAUGUGCUAAACCAUAUAAUCAGCAGUGGUGUCUGUUGCAAUCAUGAGACGGUGAAUCGAUGCCAUGAUUGUGUCAAUCUUUAAAUUGUGGAAAUCAGGAGAUUCAAUUUCAGUCAAUCAUAUAUUUUUGUAAUUGCUUUUUGUAUUGACUGGAUAGAGAUAUCAUGAAAUGUUGCUAAAAAUCCCCAGAUGUUCAUAAUUAAGGAUUUGAAGGGAUUGUAUAAAUGCUUUUG